This is a messenger RNA of Saccoglossus kowalevskii, 3311 nucleotides long. Its product is annotated as autism susceptibility gene 2 protein homolog. Lineage: Eukaryota; Metazoa; Hemichordata; Enteropneusta; Harrimaniidae. The record is from RefSeq and is a predicted model, not a curated record.
GGGAUAUCGACUAACUAAAGGAUCAUGCUGGUUCGAGGACUUGCUCGGUUUUCCACCGAAUUAUCAUAGUUAUUUACGAUUUUUCUCACAAAUUCCCCUCUAGUAUCGGGGUGUUGGUUACAGAUCAGUUCAUGUAUCGUUUUGGGCGGGUUUAGAUGGAAAACGACGCUAAACAGAGGUCGCAACGACACAAGAGACGAGAGAGAGCUGCUGAAAUGAAACAGCAGCAACAACACAACCAUAAUAAUGACAUCGGGAGUGGGGACGACGAUGAAAGACCACCGUCACUGAGAGAUCGGGAGAGGUCAAGACCACGGCAUAAGCGCAGACGGAGUUCAAGUUCACACGAGGAAGACAUAAUAGACGGUUUCGCCAUAUCCAGCUUUGCAUCCUUGGGCCAUUUAGAGGAUGGUAUGGUGAAGGCUGUGAAUAGAUCAAGAGACAAAUACACCCCAAGGAGUCUAGAAAAUGGCACGGAAACCAUAUUACACAAACCAAGACCUGGUCGAAAAAAGGUGAGGUCACCACAUUCUAACAAGUGUAUAAGCGACGAAAAUACAAGACCAGAAGAGACGAACGGAUUACCAAGAUUUCGCUCUAAAGACAGAUUAAGUGACGGCAGCUCUCAUUCCAGCUCUGGAAAAGGAUACAUCUGUGACAGCGAAAGUGAAGGGGACCGAGUGUCAGAUGGUGGAUCGGAUUUAUUCACUGCAUCUCCCACAGUCCCGAGAAGAGAGCUGGGUUUUCAUAAGCCUCCUUUGCAGACAAAUGACAUCAACACUCAAGAUGACCACCCUACCCUUCCAGCUUGUUUACCACCUACCACAACUACAAGAAUUAAUAUAAGUAAUACUGUUACUGUCCCAAGCAUUGACAAGGAGAGGUUUCCAUCAGUGGCCUUGUCGAAACCUCCUACCUGGUCUAGUGGUACCACCACUACCAGUAUAAUCACCAGCAAGAGUAUAAUCAGCAGUACAUGUAGUAGUAGCAACCACAGCAUUUCCGUUGUACCAACCACGUCAACAUCAAACAGCGCAGGAUACUCCACACCAUCUCGUAUCCCGUCUAACCCUUUCCCUCUCUCGUCACCUCGUCCUCCUGGCCCUCCUCAGCCACCUCAUUCCCAUCCAUCUAAUUUCCCCCAUUCACCCGUCAUACAACAGCACCCCCCUCCCCUGCCACAGCAGCAUCCUCCUCCUCCUCCACCACCUCCUCAGCAUCAUCCUCCCCCACAAGCCAACCCCCAUAGCAUGUUCACAUCAACUUUGCCUCCACCACCGCCAUUGACAUCAACAGCAUUACCAAUUCCACCAGCAGCCAAUCAUAACUUUCCCGGUGAAAACAAUCUUAGCUUUGUUGCUCAACAAGAUAUACUGAGACAGGAGUUGAACACUCGUUUUUUAGCUUCACAAGACAGAAGUGCUAACAUUCCACCCCCGCCCUACAUGCGAAGUGAACUGCAUACACAUCAACACAUGCAUCAGCAUCAGCAUCAACAUACGCAUUCGUUUAAUUUGCCGCCAGCGUCAUUGGUGCCGACACCCGCUCCACAUAUGUUAGGACUACCAUAUGCUGGAAUAUCUCCAAUGACUGGACCAGUGUCUUCAGGACCACCGUCAGGAACGCCAGUCUCACAAGCUGGCCCGUUUAGUUCCAAUUCAUAUGGUGCAUUCCAACCCAAGUUGGCACUGACUGAUACUCUAUUACGAAGGAGGGCCAGCGACCAGUCAAAUCAAUCCUCCAGAGCAAAGCCUGGUAGGUGGUGUGCUGCACAUGUUAACGUUGCUUGGCAUAUUUACCAUCAGCAACAAAAAGAAAAAGCUGCCGAUGUGCAUAAAGAUGCCUUAGCCAAAACUGAUUUAUUUGCUAGAUCAUCUAAUCAUAUGAUGGCAUCAAUUCAUCGACCACAUGAGUUGGUCUGUCCAACGUCAUUACUUCACGGACCAGGAAAACGGGCUCAUGAUCAACUUGUUCUAAACUCCCCUGUUACUGGUGCAGCAGGCCCACCAAAUCCAUUUGGUAAUGGGGGCGGUGGUGGUCAUCAUUUCCUUGGUGGCAGUACUGGGCCAUUAAUUAUGCCUCCAUUCCCAAGAGCACUGGGAUAUGGUUCAAUAGGUAGUGGAUUUAGUCUGGCUGGAUUAGCAGGUAACGGUUUGCUGACACAUCGAGAUAUGAACAGUCUGCAUGCAUUGGGUAGUCCUCAUGAUGCCUGGAAUAGACUACACAGGACACCGCCAAGCUUUCCUACGGCACCGCCACCAUGGCCUGGUUUGAAAACUGAAACUGACAGGGAACGAGAAGCUCUAAAUGCCAGUGUUAAUGAGGCUGAUCGUGAACGCAGAAUACAUGAACUGGAAAGAAUGGAAAAUAGGGCAAUGAGCAAUGACAAAGAUGCUGGUAUUAUCAGGUUACGGGAAAAUGAUCAUCAUUCUGAGCGCUCUUCGGUUCACUCAGAGCAGGGAAGUGAGAAAAGUGCUGAUAAAGAAAAGAAACGGGAAAUGAACAAUUCUCAAGACAAAAUCUGUGAACUUGAAUCUAAUAGUAUAAUAGACAUGAAAAUAAGGCGUGAUAUUUCUGAGUCGCCGUCAAGAAACUCUAAAGACAUGGAGAAUAAACUCUUGCAACAAAAUUGUAAAUCAGAGAGUGCAUUUGACAAUGUGAAAAGUAAACACGAAGUGAAAGUGGAUGAAAAGGAAGAAGAUAGUGACGUUGUUAUUGUGACCCCCGAGAGACCACGAACUGAUGUGAAUUCUGUGUCUGCUAUGAUGGAGAGAAGUCGUGUGGUACUUCCUCAUCCACCAUUCGGCAUUCCAUCACACCAUACAGAAAGACUAUUGAAUUCAGCGCAUCACCCUCACAGUCCGUUGGCUCCUUUCAUUGAACAAGACAGGUAUAGGGAAAGGGAACCACACGACUUUACGCGUGAUAACCCCCUUGGGAUGGACACACGACGAAGUGAUCUUGAUCAUCUGCCACAUCUCGCGGAGGAGCAAGUACGUUUACGCGAAGAUACGAUGGCUGCGGAACGGAAUAGGAUUCUUCAUGGAGGUGAUCAUUUAGGACUUGGUGUCUCAAGGCAUUCAAUGUAUAUUCCUGGCGGCUUAUCAUUCGCUGCUAGUGCUUCGGCGAAAAGUUCAAUGUCAUCUUCUGGACUUAGUGGAAUUCCUCCCCCGUUAGUGCCAACUGUGUCACUCAACAGUAACGCUAUUAAACCCAUACACACACAGGCCUCAGCAUCAGUGUCAAACAUUGGCCAAGAUAAAGAUGAGCUCAAAGACAAAUCUAAUAAACCAGACAAAGACACAAGAUAA